GACGGCCUUCGCUGCGCAAUCAGCCCAUAACCGAGGAGAGCACCCCCACGACGGACCAUGGCCUUCGCCGGCGACGGGGAAGACGCCGGCGACCCGGUGGUUCUUGAGAUCACUGACACAUCCUCCGCCGCCGCCUCCGGUGCUCCCUCCUUGCCUUGUCCCGCGCCGGUCUGCGUCUCCUACCUCGCACGCUUCGACCCGCUUCCGUCCCCAACCGUCGCCGUUCGCGCCGACCGGCACAGGCUAAUCGAGAGCUCCUCCUACUUCCGCGCACUACUCGGCGGCAGCUUCAGUGAGUCGGGCAGAGCAUAUGUGCAGGUCGGCUGCAAUUUGGAGGCUGCCGUGCAAGUGCUACGCUAUCUGUUUGAGCCUUCCGAGAGCUUCACCAUCACGCCCGACAAUUUCCUCCCGCUAUUGGAGGGAGCCUUGUUCCUUGCUGUUGAGGGCCUUCUAGUGGAGUGUGAAAGAUGGUUCCGCACCAUGUGCUCUCAAACUUCUGCAACGAUAGUCCCACUGGAUUUCAUAAUUGAAGUCUGGUACUUUGCUCAAGAGCAUGGUGUUACUUUUGUUCAAGACAUAUGCCCAGAAUAUCUAGCUCAGAAUUUGGCACAUGUUAUCUCAAGGAGGUCAUUUAAUAAAAUACCUUAUGGUUUGUUAUGUUCAACCAUUGAAUGUCCACAUCUGACAGUUGAUAGUGAAAAACAAUUGUGCGAAGCAAUUUUAUAUUGGGUUUCAGAAAAUACGAAACCCUGUGAACGACCAAAUCCCAACUCAGUAGAUGACCAUCUCUUCCUUCUUAGCAAGGUAAAGAUAUGCCUUUUACCAUUGGAAUUUGCGACAGGGACAAAGAGGCAUUGGUUUGACUUUGGAAGCAACACUGUGUGUACAAUUCUUAAUCUUCUCAAGGACAGUUUGAAGACUCUAAUGGAUGCCAUUGCUGACGGUAAUAUGGAAGGAUAUUGCAUCCGAAUAACAGAAUAUUCGAAGAACAUAGUGCUUUCAGGAUGCCCACAAAUAACUACAGCAUUCUUGUACAUAUCUGUUCUCCCUACUUAUCUGGAUGUUUCAUUUAAGAGAAGGAUAGUAAGUUCAUACACCCAGGUUGAUCAUCAAAGCUUGAUUCUUUAUGAUGAACUUGAGAAGUCUGCUAAAACCUUAUUAUUUAGGAAUGUGCACAUGGUGGAUCUUUCGAAAUGUCCAAAUGUUCAUUUCGGUGCAGCAAUUGACUGGUUAAAGUUGGCUUUUCCUGAACUAAGGAUACUCAAGGCUUUAUAUUGUUUGUCAUUUCAGUUUGAUGAUUUGCUAUAUCUGUUACUGAGAUGUCCAUGGAUUGAUGAAAUUGAUAUGGCUAUUGAUAAAAGCACCAUAACACCCAGACAGUCAGUAGUCUCUUCUAGUUCUGAAGUCCUAGGAAAAUUGAAGCGAAAUUCAAGAAAAUAUUACAUAUCAUGUCCAUCGUAUGACAGGCAACCGAAUUUAGUUUUCUUAAACAUAUCAAGGCUGACAUUGGAGGGCAGAGAUGAUAUUGAUGAUGUGGACUUGCUGAAGAUAUCUGUGCUGAAAAAUUCUCUCUGUUAUAUAAACAUUAGAAACUGCACCCUGUUGACAGAUGAUGGUAUUUCAAACUUUCUGUUGAAAUGUACAAAGAUCCAUUCAAUGAUUGUUUCUUAUACUUCUUUUGGAAAUCGGUCAAUUCAAACGCUACAUGAUAUGACAUUUAAUAUACAAGAAUUACAUCUGGGUGGCUGCAAAGGUAUUGAUGCUGCUGCUAUGUCCCAGCUAAUGGGCAUGAUAAAUAACACAACGUUUCUGUGCUUAAGGGAAACAUCACUUACAGAUGAUGCACUUUGCAAGUUUUUUGGCAGUAGUCUUGAGUAUCUUGAUGUUUCAGAGACUGUGGUUUCUAUGUCAUCUUUAGCACCAGUUAUACGGAGAAAUUGUAAUUUGAACUGUCUGAAAACAGCUGGAUGCCGUAGUCUUCUGUUUGAACGUGAUAAAGUAGAACACAUCAGUGGUAACAAGUACGGAGAUUUUCUACAGGAGAUAGGAAGUACUUGUUUGGAGGAUGUUGAAAUGGGCUGGGGAUUUUGCCCUAUUCAAAUCGAAGACCUUAUUCCUUCUUUUAGUAAAGUAAGGAAUAUGGCUGUUGGCCUUGGCACAACAUUAGCGGAGAAUGUACUGCAUUCUCUUCCUGUGAUUUGCCCAUUUCUUGAGUCUCUGACUCUGAGGUUUCAGGUGAUAUCUGACAGGGUUGUUAGAAAUCUACUGGAAUCAUCGGUAAAUCUUCAGGUGCUUUGCCUGCACUAUUGUCUUGGCAGUUUAACUUCAUUUAUCUUUCAAGCAAAGGCACCAGCAUUAAGAAUAUUAUGCCUUCAGUGGGUUACUCCUUGGAUUACAAACGAUGACUUGACAAUCCUUACAAAGAAUUGUAAUCUAGUUGAACUUUCACUGUCUGGUUGCAAACUCCUUGACUCCAGCUGUCAAGAGAUAAUUGCGUCUGGGUGGCCAAACUUGGUGCUUUUACACCUUGAGGACUGUGGCCAAGUAACACUUGGAGGGGUUUCUUCUAUUUUAAAUUGUAAAGCUUUGGAAGAUGUCCUAUUGCGGCACACGGGUAGAGGCAUCAGAAGGAGCAUAGUAGACGAUGCUAUCAGAGAGUUACCACUACUACGGAAGCUGGCUUUGGAUCUUUGCGAUGCUUGUGAAGAAGGUUAUGAUAGCCCAAGCAACGCAGAGGGGAAGAUGAUGAGAAGCCUAAGGAUGAGUAGAUGCAAGACGUUGAGGGGGUCUUGUUUGGAGCUCCCCAGUGAAGGGUCCUCAAAGCCGGUGCACAAGGACACCGUGGUGCUGGAAUGGAGCAGCACAAGGAUGACAACCACCAUAGUAAAAGAGAGAGUUAGACCAACAAACAGGCCUGAAAAGAGAUGGUCCGGCCCGGCCCGGCCCAUAUCGCUCGCCCACCUGGGAGGCUGGGACCGCCGCCGCCGCCGCCGGUUGGAGUUGGAGAUGUCCCAUCCCGCCGACUCCGCCUCCACGCCGCCGGCUCCAAACGCCGGCACGCCACAAAGGGGGCGGGACAAGGUGGUGAUUGUGAUGGGCGCCACGGGCGCCGGCAAGUCGCGGCUGGCCAUCGACCUCGCGGCCCACUUCGCCGGCGUCGAGGUGGUCAGCGCUGACUCCAUGCAGGUCUACCGCAGUCUUGACGUCCUCACCAACAAGGUUCCUCUGCACGAGCAGAAAGGUGUUCCUCAUCAUCUCCUUAGCGUGAUCGAUCCCUCCGUCGAGUUCACUUGCCGCGAUUUCCGCGACUAUGCCGUGCCGAUCAUACAGGAAAUACUGGAUCGCGGUGGCCUCCCUGUUAUUGUUGGCGGUACAAACUUCUACAUCCAGGCCCUUGUUAGCCCAUUCCUCUUUGAUGACAUGGCACAAGAUAUGCAGCACUCUACUUUGAAUGAUCACCGAGAUGAUAUAGGGCUUACCAGUGAUGAUGAAGGCGGUGGGUAUGAGCGCUUGAAGGAGAUCGAUCCUGUCGCAGCCCAAAGGAUCCACCCAAACGACCAUAGAAAAAUAAAACGCUACCUUGAGUUAUAUGCGACCACAGGUGCCCUACCCAGCAAUCUUUUCCAAGGAGAGGCUGCUAAGAAAUGGGGCAGGGCUAGUAACUCCAGAUUCAACUGUUGUUUCCUGUGGGUAGAUGCUGAUCUUCAAGUUCUGGAUAACUAUGUGAACCAAAGGGUUGAUUGCAUGAUGGAUGCUGGCUUGCUAGAUGAAGUAUGCAAUAUAUAUGAUCCAAAUGGUGUUUACACCCAAGGGCUGCGGCAGGCCAUUGGGGUUCGUGAAUUUGAUGAGUUUUUCAGAUUAUAUUUAACAAGAAAAGAAUCUGAUAAGGAUAAGGCGACUUCUUCUGCAACUAUGAUAACUGUACACGAUGAUCAACUUAAGAGCUUGCUGGAUGAAGCUGUUUCCCAGCUUAAGACAAACACACGCAGACUUGUUCGACGUCAAAGACGGAGACUGCAUCGGCUGAGUAAAGACUUUGAGUGGAACUUGCAUCGUGUUGACGCAACCAAAGCAUUCUGCUGUGCCACAGGCAACUCAUGGAACAAGGAGGUUGUUGAACCUUGUGUGGAUGUUGUGAAAAGCUUUUUGUCUGACGGUACAACUUGUUUGCCAAGCACAAAUGCCUCAGAUGGUAUUGGAGAAAGAGAGCUGUGGACUCAAUAUGUGUGCGAGGCCUGCGACAAGCGCGUGCUCCGAGGGGCGCACGAAUGGGAGCAGCACAGGCAAGGGCGAAGCCACCGAAAAAGAGUGCAGCGCCUGAAACAGAACAAGAGCCAAAUGAUGAGACCACCAUCAGAAUCUUCGUAAGCAAAGGAAAAAAAAAAGACCCAAGCGGGUAUGAUUGCAAUUUGCAGUGGUGUGCCAUUUGUUUGUUUGUAAUCGGGCUAUAAGCAGUUCAAAAUUUUGAAGGUAGCACCAGUCCAGUCCAUGUCCAUGAGAGUAUUAUACUAUUGUGUGAAUGUAUUGUAUGCUGGUCUCCCAACUUUAUUAUUAUUACUCUGUCUA
This is a messenger RNA of Panicum virgatum (switchgrass), 4566 nucleotides long. RefSeq names its product BTB/POZ domain-containing protein FBL11-like. Gene Ontology annotation, molecular function: tRNA dimethylallyltransferase activity. Gene Ontology annotation, cellular component: mitochondrion. Lineage: Eukaryota; Viridiplantae; Streptophyta; Magnoliopsida; Poales; Poaceae. Gene Ontology annotation, biological process: tRNA modification. The record is from RefSeq and is a predicted model, not a curated record.